Messenger RNA from Cooperia oncophora, 366 nucleotides. NCBI's taxonomy places the organism in Eukaryota, Metazoa, Nematoda, Chromadorea, Rhabditida, Trichostrongylidae. The record is from the annotation of a GenBank genome assembly.
AUGAGAAGCCGAGGCCAACUUUUAUUAUGGAUUUCCUCUUCAGAGGCAACUUUCUGUGCUGAUCUUUAUCAUUACUACUGCGUUCAGCUUGACAAGUUAUCAUGCCGUAUAGCAGAGUGUGGGGCUUCAAUAACGGAGUUGGAGAAAAGAAGAACAAUGUUGGAGAUGUCAAUCAACGAUCUUGAGGGCAGUCAUGCUAAACGACGAGUCCUUGAAGACCAACUGACUCGAAUGCUGGUUGUGGGCAGAAUAUCGAGUGUGGAGAAGGAACUUGCCGAACUGGUCUGUCCCGGCGAAGAAAAGGAUGUUAUCUACAAAGAGCGGGAUGUUAGUUCCUUCAGCAUUGCUUCUGUAGAGAGCAUAUAG